AUCAUUACAAUAGUGGACAUUAUUUUCUCUUCCAGGGAUCCUUUUGUUCUUCAUCAGAUAUUCCUUUGAGGCUAGCUCCAGAAACAUCAGAAGAGCCAAGAUGCGUUUUGCAUUGAUCGUCGCCACUUUGGUUGCCGGCGCCUUGGCAGGGCCAUUUGAGGCACUCGACCACGACUCCGUCUCCUUACCCGACGUCACAUUUCAUGUACCCGGACACCCCGCAAGUGAGGUCAAGUUAACCCAUGGAAAAGUAGAGGGACUAAGCAAGGUCCUCAGGCCCGGUCGUGAUUGCUACGGACGUUACACGUGUGAUGUCUUGGUCAGCGGUCUACACGUCACCUACAAGGCUGUAGCUACUGCGCCAGAGCGAGAGUUCGACGUUGUAGUGGACGUUCUUCACGGCCUGUUCCAUCUGGACAGCAGAAAGACAGCAGGUGCGUGUUUUCCAGGAGGCAAGUACGAAGCAAAGAACGUCCGUGUCCGGGCUCUACACCAAUAUGUCAGGAAACCAGUGAAGUUCGGCACUGACCGGAAGCAGACUGCACUGUUCGACGACACGCUCAAGAAGAAAUUGCUGGAACUAUUGAAGCAGGUCGCGCGGACAGAACUAUUCAGUGGUGUGCUGAAUGAAGUUUUAGACGUUGAUACAAGCAAGCGAGUCGCACCGGGACCGUCUGAAGUAAGAGGAGUGCCAUUCAAAGCAGUCUUCGAGGACUACGUCGCUUUUCCCGAUUUCGAAAUUUCUGUGUCUGGAGCUCCCACGAGGAACGUGACAUUCACCAAGGGAAGAGCAGGACCUCUGAGUGUGCUUCUCAAGUCUACCCGUGGUUCUCAUGGGGCCUAUAACAGCGUUCUAUCACUCAGGAACCUGCGUGUCAUCUACGAGGCUGUAGCCACAGAGCCAAAAGAACAGUUUCAACUGGUAGUGGAUGUAGUACGGGGCUUGGUGAAAGUACAACGCACAAAAACCGCAGGUGGGAAAUUUGAACUUAAGGACGUCACUUUCGAAGAUCUGAACGUGUCCGUCGAAAAGCCAGCUGAGUUCAGCAGCGAUGGAGAACAGAACACUCUGUUUGAAGAGGAGGUGGAGAAAACAAUCUUGGGAUUUGUGGAGCUUUUCGUACAGGGAGAAGUGGUGAACGACGCGCUGACGUACCUCGGAGCUGAUAUCCCCCAACUAACCUCGACCACUGUCGGGUCGUUGUCUCCACUUCGUGCAGUCACCACGGGACCCACUGAAGUAAGGAAAGAGCCAUUCAAAGCAGUCUUCGAUGACCACGUGGAUUUUCCCAAUUUCGAAAUUUCUGUACCUGGAAGACCCACGAGGAACGUGAAAUUCUCCAACGGAAGAGCAGGGCCUCUGAGCGCGUUUCUCAAGCCUGCCCGUGGUUCUCAUGGGGCUUAUAAGAGUAUUCUAUCCCUGAAGGACCUUCGUGUCACCUACGAGGCUGUAGCCACCGAGCCCAGGGAAGAGUUUCACGUGGUCGUGGAUGUAAUAAAAGGCGUGGUGGAAGUGGAGCGCACAGAUGCCGAAGGUGGGAAAUUUCAACUGAAGAACGUCAUUGUGAAAGAUGUGGACGUGUACGUUGACAAGCCAGCUAAGUUUAGCAGCGAUGAAAACCAGAACACUUUGUUUGAAGAGAGGCUGAAGAAAAAAAUAUUGCAGUUUCUGGAGGUGUUUGCACAGGGAGAAGUGGUGAACGAUGCAUUCACCGCCCUCGGAGGUCACACCACCCCCGCUGUCUGAAGAACAGACAUCAUAUGCAUACAUGAUCGGGCGUUUUACGUAUCCGAUGUGAAUUUAUCGUUUCUUAUAAGGAUAUUUGUGUUGUUAUCGAAGCUUCCGAAAUAAACACAAUAAUCCUAUA
Molecule: messenger RNA, 1868 nt
Organism: Ornithodoros turicata
Lineage: Eukaryota; Metazoa; Arthropoda; Arachnida; Ixodida; Argasidae
Exons: 7
Coding region: 101-1747 (548 amino acids)
Source: RefSeq, a predicted model, not a curated record